Molecule: messenger RNA, 843 nt
Organism: Rotaria socialis
Lineage: Eukaryota; Metazoa; Rotifera; Eurotatoria; Philodinida; Philodinidae
Source: the annotation of a GenBank genome assembly
AUGGAAAUGAAGCGUAUUCUUGUUACUGGUGCAGCCAAUGGACUUGGUCGACAUAUGGCAACGAAGUUCCUCUGUCGAGGCUACUACGUCACAUUGGCAGAUAAUGAUACGACCUCUCUGAAAUUACUUGAACAACUACUUUCCAAUGAUCACUGUGUAUUUCCACCAGGCUCCGGUCGCACAGUUCAAACACAUGCUUUAUUUUAUAGCUGCAAUAUCAAUGAUGAAUCAUCAGUAUCUUCAUGUAUCACUUCGAGCAUUGAGAAAUUUUCCGGUUUGGAUGCUCUCAUUAAUAAUGCUGCUAUUGCAAGUCCAUGGAUCGGUGGCAAAGACGAUCCUAAUACUCCGUUUGACGAUGUACCUGUUUCACAAUUUCGUAGUUUCAUAGAAACAAACCUAAUUGGUCCGUACAUCUGCUCUCGGUACGCUGCUCCACAUCUUCGUGCAACAAAAGGUUGUAUAGUUAAUAUUUCAUCAACACGAGCACUCCAAUCAGAGGCUAACAAUGAGGGCUAUUCUGCAAGCAAGGCUGGUCUGAUUGGACUUACACAAGCUAUGGCUGUUAGUUUUACAGGUUCUGGUGUCAGAGUCAAUGCGGUUUCACCUGGUUGGAUCGAUGUUCGUGAUAUGGAUACGAAAUACUUGGCUCAACAAAGCGAAGCAACUGUUAUUCCUUCUCUGACUGAGUCGGAUCAUUCACAACAUCCUGCUGGCCGUGUCGGUUUACCUGAAGAUAUCACAAAAAUUGUAGAAUUUUUAGUAGAUGAUGUUAACGGCUUCAUUACAGGACAGAACUUCGUCGUUGAUGGUGGCAUGACAAAGAAAAUGAUUUAUCAAGAAUGA